Molecule: messenger RNA, 779 nt
Organism: Lycium ferocissimum
Lineage: Eukaryota; Viridiplantae; Streptophyta; Magnoliopsida; Solanales; Solanaceae
Product: universal stress protein A-like protein
Exons: 4
Coding region: 82-525 (147 amino acids)
Source: RefSeq, a predicted model, not a curated record
AGAGUAUAUAAAAGCUGCAAUUACUACUCCAUAUGAUAUACUAAGCGAAAAGAAAAGAACCGAAGGAGAGAGAGAGAUAAUAUGGAGGCGGAGACAAGUGCAGCCCCUACUCUGGCAAGUGCAGCUCCUGUGACGGAGGAGACUAAGAAGAAGAUGAUAAUGGUGGCUAUAGAUGAGAGUGAAGAGAGUUUAUAUGCUCUAAAGUGGGCAUUGGAUCACUUGCUCACCGAUCCUUCUUCUUCUACCAUCAUCACUUUGAUUAAUGUCCAACCUUUUUUUGCCCCCAUGGUUUAUCCUGCUGGACCUGUUGUGUUUGCAGCGCCUACUGUAGUUGAAGCCGUGAAAAAAGCACAACACGAGAAUGCAACUAGAAUACUCUCUCGGGCACUCCAUCUCUGCAAACAAAAAAUGGGAGCAGCAAAAAGCCCAAGUUAUAAAAGGCACAGGCGGAGACACUGGUCCUUGAAGGGGACCCAAAAGAUAAGAUAUGUCAAACUGCUGAUGAAUUGCACGUUGACCUUCUAGUGGUGGGUAGCCGAGGGUUCGGCAAGAUCAAAAGGUAAUAUUUAUUUUCCCAAAUUUUGAGGCAAACAACAGUGGCAUUACAUGAUUGGAGUAGGGCAGUUUCCCUUAGAUUGGAAACAUUGCGUUUUACUCUUGUUUUUUUACAUGCUUCGAAGUUUUGCAGAUUUAAUUUGUUAAAAAAAAGUAUUAUGAGUGGAAUCACUGAUAAACGACAUCUUCUAAUAAUGUAAAUGUUUUGGUAAAGUGAAGAUUUU